This is a messenger RNA of Ambispora gerdemannii, 305 nucleotides long. NCBI's taxonomy places the organism in Eukaryota, Fungi, Glomeromycota, Glomeromycetes, Archaeosporales, Ambisporaceae. The record is from the annotation of a GenBank genome assembly.
AUGGACAAUAAAAAUUAUGAUAAUACUUUGGAAGAACUCAAGUCACUGAAAGAAACAUUAAAUGCUAGAAGAAAACGAUUUAAGAAAUACGAGCAAAACUCGUCAAGCAAACCUGCAGAAAGAAAGUUGCAAACCACACUUGCACCACACUCUGAUAAAGAGAUUUCGCUCUUAACCCCGAAUCAAUCAAGAGAAUCAAAAGAGCCAGAUCUUUCGAGUUAUGAAAAACUUUUAUUAGAAUAUCUCACACAAGGGUUUCGUAUCCCUUUGAGUUUGCCAAUAGAUUCUUACGAAAUUUUAAAAAG